GAGAGAAUGAUAGAGAGAGGGGAGUAGAAAAGUAGGGGAAGGCUUUUUCGGCGGACACGCGGUCAGCCACGAUGUCACUUUGCAACGCGACGCCAAGCUAAUAGCUUCUGUUCCUUCCACCUUUCGUUUCGAGUAGGAAGGAUUUAUCCUCCGUUGUGUUUUCGGGUCAUGGUACGAGUCGUGAGAUGGAAGGACUUUGGUAGACGAUCGAAUCAGUGCAUUUUCGUCUAAUAGAUUUCUCCUUGGGUCUUAUUUGUUUUCCAAAAUUUUUUUCUUCCCCCUCUCCUCUUUUUCUUUUUCCUUCUUUUCCUUUUCGACGAAUUAAUUGAUAGUAAUCUUAUCAGUGUGCGGAUUAAGAUUAAAUAGAGAUAGAUUUAGAGAAGGAUUAAGAGAGAGAGAGAGAGAGAGAGAGAGAGAGAAUGCGUUAAAAUUUUGUCAAGUAAAGAAUAUGGCAGCGAUGCAUUACAACGCUCAAGUCGUGUCCGAGGAUUUGCAUCAACAUCCGAGACAUCUUUACGGAAUACAACAGAGACUUCAAGAUCCAGGAUCUUCUCCCAGAUCGGAAGAAGCGAGAUCCCCGAUCGAAUCUAGAGUAAGAUCGCCCGAGGAGAUUCGUUUCGUUAAUACGAGAUCACCGGAUAUAGAGGAUAGAACGCAAACAGUUAGAUAUCAAGAGGAAUUAUGUGGGAAACGAUACACGAAGGAACAUCCCAGUCAGAAUUUCUUUCAGGGAGAAGAGAGUAAUAACGUUACGCCGAGGAAGUGUUUCGCAGAUGACAUGGUCAACGUCGUUACGGUUAACAAUCGUUGUAGAGAAUCGGGAACGUCGCCCGGUAGGACUACGUCGCCCCAAGGAUAUACAUUGAACUCACCGGGACAACAAAAUAAUUCUGGUAAAACGUCAUUCUGCAUCGACGCGUUGCUUGGCCGUGCUACUCACGGAAAACAGAACAACGACAACGACGAUCAGGAUCGACAGAAAUUCUUUACGAGGGUUCACAACGUUCAGGAGUCAUUGAAUUUGAUCAACAACGUUCAAUCCCAGGAACGUGAGUCGCCGUGUUCGGUAAGACGUAGCGACGAUCAAAGAACCGGAUCCCUUGGUAAUCCUUUAAAUCCGUUCGUUCAACACACGAGAUCUAUAACACCGACGGCCAUCGUCGACACUUCGCACGACACCGGCCAAACGGCACGGGAGAAUUUUCUAACUGGUAUACACGGUGAUACGAACGUACAGAUACCACGUGGUACGACGAUCGGUACGGUAUAUAGAAACGAUCGUUUGGAUAAUGUCGAGGACGACGUAUCGGUAGACGUCGAUCCUAACAGGACAACGGGCAGUACCAGUCCUGGUAGCAACGCUAGUCGUAGCCCUGCAUCGAGUCCACCGAUAUCACCUGGCUCCGAGGAGAUUACGAGUAACGGUGUCAUUGGACAUCAAGGUCUACCAACCGGACCAUACGCCGUCGGUACAGGUACAGUGGUCAGACAGAAUCAAGGACUCUUGUUACAUCCUGGAGGACCUCUCAUUCAUCCCGGGGGAUUGUACUAUCAUCCAGCCGGUGGUAGCGCUUUUCACUCGAUACACAAGGAGGGUCAACCGGUGGGACAUCCUCAAUCGGCCGGCCCACAUCCUCAACAACAUCACAUUCAUCAACUUCAACUCGAGUGGUUAGCCAGAACUGGAAUGUUAUAUCCCAGAUUACCCGCCGACUUAGCCGGUUGUGCUGCUCAACACGCGUUACUUGGUAAAACGAGAAGACCUAGGACAGCAUUCACGUCCCAACAACUUCUCGAAUUGGAAAAGCAAUUUCGUCAGAACAAGUAUCUGAGCAGACCGAAGAGGUUCGAAGUAGCGACAUCGUUGAUGCUGACCGAAACUCAGGUGAAGAUCUGGUUCCAAAAUCGACGAAUGAAAUGGAAGAGAAGUAAGAAAGCACAACAGGAGGCACGUGCUAGUGGCAAACUCGAGGAUGCUGCUAAUACGAAGAAUUCCGAGAGAGAGAAUACCGGAAGUGACGUAUCGGUAACAGCACCGUGCACACCGGAAGAACCCAGGGGAACUUUGCAAGAAACUCAAAGAAACUCGACCGAACUUCAAGAACCUCUUUAUCGGCCUUACGUCGUUUAAAUAAUAUUUCGAUUUCGAAAAAAGGACUCGAUUAUAUAAUGAUAAAACAUGUUUUAUUUAUCUUUGUAA
Molecule: messenger RNA, 2200 nt
Organism: Vespula vulgaris
Lineage: Eukaryota; Metazoa; Arthropoda; Insecta; Hymenoptera; Vespidae
Gene: exex
Exons: 3
Coding region: 449-2131 (560 amino acids)
Biological process (GO): spinal cord motor neuron cell fate specification; central nervous system development; regulation of DNA-templated transcription
Cellular component (GO): nucleus
Molecular function (GO): sequence-specific double-stranded DNA binding; DNA-binding transcription factor activity, RNA polymerase II-specific
Source: RefSeq, a predicted model, not a curated record